AGCCCUUAUCUUCAUCUAUUUUUAUUAUAUAUAUAUAUAUAUAUUUUAUAUUUAUUAUUUAGAAUGCUUAUUAAAGAAUACCGUAUAGUUAAUCCUUAUACUCAAAGUGAAUAUCAAAUAGGUCAGUUAUAUGCUACAGCCAUGGCUUCAAAAGAACAAACUGGUGGUGGUGAAGGUGUAGAAGUAUUGAAAAAUGAACCUUAUGAAAAGGAAAAUGGAGAAAAAGGUCAAUACACAUAUAAAGUCUUCCACUUGGCGUCCAAAGUUCCUUCCUAUGUUCGUGCUGUGAUUCCUGCAAGUGCAUUGGAAAUAUAUGAAGAGGCUUGGAACGCGUAUCCUUAUUGUAAAACAGUUUUGACGAAUGGAUACAUGAAAGAAAGUUUUUCAAUUACUUAUGAAACACUUCAUGUAGAUGGAUCUCGUGGGGAAUUGGAUAAUGCUCUCAAUAUAUCAAGUCAAGAUCUUGCUAAGCGAGAAGUGAUUCAUAUUGAUAUUGCCAAUGAUCCUAUUGAUACCUCCGAAUACAAACCUGAAGAAGACCCCAAAUAUAUUCAUUCUUUUAAAGCUGAACGUGGUCCUUUGGUGGGUGAUUGGAUUAAAAAUUGUGAACCUGUGAUGACUUGCUAUAAGUUAGUAUAUAUUGAAUUCAAAUGGUUCGGUCUUCAAACAAGAGUGGAAUCAUAUUUAGCUGGUGCAAUUCGUGGUAUGUUUACCAAAUUUCAUAGACAAUUGUUUUCUUGGUUGGAUAAAUGGUAUGGCAUGAAAAUGGAGGAUAUUCGUGAAUUAGAAAAACAAAUUAAAGCAGAAUUGGAUAUUAGACGAAAUGCAGGUCUAGAUGGUACCUCUGUCUCUUCUAAAAGUGGCAACCUAUCAAGCAGCAAACAGUCUUCCUCUAGUUAUUUAUCAACUAAAGAAUAAUUUUUUUUAGAAAUAGUAUAGUUUAGUAGUUGUUUAUUUUACAUUUGAUUUUUUCUUUUUUUUUUGAUAUAUAAUAAAGAAUAUACUUUUUUUUUUUUUACU
This is a messenger RNA of Halteromyces radiatus, 1020 nucleotides long. RefSeq lists its product as uncharacterized. Gene Ontology annotation, molecular function: phosphatidylinositol binding; phosphatidylcholine intramembrane carrier activity; phosphatidylinositol transfer activity. NCBI's taxonomy places the organism in Eukaryota, Fungi, Mucoromycota, Mucoromycetes, Mucorales, Cunninghamellaceae. The coding region runs from base 64 to 918 and encodes 284 amino acids. The record is from RefSeq and is a predicted model, not a curated record. Gene Ontology annotation, biological process: phospholipid transport. The transcript has 7 exons. Gene Ontology annotation, cellular component: cytoplasm.